AGACCUGCAUGCAGAGAGAGGACAGAGGGAUAAUAAUUAUGUCAGCGUCCUGGAAGCAGCUCUUUUUACAGAUCCUCCUGCUUCUCGUCUCCUGCAGACACAUCAACACAAAGACACCUGGUCCAACGCACUCGCCACUGGCUCCCGUCAGUUCCCUGCAAACAGUUCACAGGAGCUUUGCUGUGAAAGGUGAAAAUCAAACGGAGAAAAUUGAGCUGCUGGACCCGGUCAGUCUGGCACUGAGUUGCAUCUGGACAGGUAAUGAGAUUAAACUACCAAACAUUACCGGGUCCUGGAGAAAAGACGGGGAUGAAGUUGAGAACAGCCGCUUCACGGUGCAGUUGGAGAACGAGCAGUAUAAUCUCACACACGUAUUCAGCAUCGUCAGUGAAAAAGAUCUCGGGAAUUACUCAUGCGUGUUUGGGAAUGAAGCAAAAAUAGAGUUUAUUUUGGCAGCUCCAAAGAUCAGUGAGGUGAGAGGUAAGCCGGUAGUCGGCUAUUUUGGGGACUUUACUGUGAUGACAUGUAAAAUGGAAGAAACCAAACCGAAGCCAAAAACCUGGACCUGGUUUAAAGCAAAUGGCACAGACAAGGAGCAGAUCUUCGCGACUGCAGAACCGGACCGAUAUGAAAUCAAAAACAAAGUGUGGGAAACCAGACUGGUGGUGCGCAACCUGACGAAGACUGAUGGAGGUGUUUAUUACUGCGGCGCGGUGUACACCAUCAGCACGUCAAUGAGCCACGUGGAGCUGAAGGUUAUCAACUUCUAUGAGCCUCUGAAGCCUUUCAUAGCCAUUGUGAUCGAAGUGAUCGUCCUGGUCGCCGCAAUUCUGCUCUACGAGAGAAGUCAGGCCAAGAAAAACCACACAGCAGAAAAUGGGACGACUGAGCAAACAAACACACUGACUCAGGGAGAAAAUAACGGACCGGAGGAAGGCUCCUCAAUGAGACAGCGGAAAGUUUAAAGACUGCAAAUCCAAGCUUCUCUCAAAAUAUUGACGUGUUUUUCGUAUAUUCAAAUGUGAAUGACUGAGCUUUAAAGCAAUUUCUCAGCAACUAUUUUAUGAACAUGUUCACCAAACAAAGUGCAAUAAACACCACUUAAUAACGACUCCUUUAAUUAGUACACAAGUAGCCUUUUGUAGGUUUAAAUUUUCACUCUUGGUCUCUGGAAGAUUUUUUUCAUUUUCAGUGUGUUGAGACAGCGGAAAGAGCAAAGCAUUUACAUCCUCUGUGGGUUUUUUUUUGUCUUGUGGGCCCUCACUUCCUGUAUAAUAACUCACACAUCCUCUAUGCCUUUGACACAUCUCUCCAAAAGGAAGCGUUUACUUGUUUUUGACAAAAACUUGAACCUCAGCUCCUCUGUACUUCUAUUCUUUUUGCACCAUGGUUUGUGAGCAGUGCCUUACACUCUUUAACAGCACUUAUCCAACCAGUCAUAUCGUGCUUGCAACGACUUUUUGGCACUUUUUUGUCUUUGCAGUAAUGUGUGCCUACCAUGCUGUAUUUUGAGGUGUAUCAUUAUCUGUGCAGAUGCUUGUGUGUCUUCCUCAUGUUAAACGUGUAAGUAGAUGGUCAGAAAGGUCAUAUUUUCUCGUAAUUAUGAUUUCAAAACUGUGUCUUUAGUCAUUAAAAGGUUUCUCACUUUAUGUAAACAAGUAAGUUAAAACGACACAAGUCACAGUCACUGCCUGGAAUAACUGUAAAAGCCGUUGUAUUUGCUGAUAUGGAGAUAGAGAUGACUUAAAAGUGGAAACGGAUUUUACUCAUCACAAUGUAUUUACGGGUGUUUGUGAAAGUUGUGUAAGUGCUUCUGUGGUUUCACAAAGUAAAGGAAGAAGAGUAUGUAGAAUAAAACACUUUAUCUCUGGUUCCGCUGCAUUGACUUUUAGCGUUUUUCUUAAAGCUGUAGCUGCGAUUUUAUUUAAAA
Molecule: messenger RNA, 1930 nt
Organism: Plectropomus leopardus (leopard coralgrouper)
Lineage: Eukaryota; Metazoa; Chordata; Actinopteri; Perciformes; Serranidae
Gene: emb
Product: embigin
Biological process (GO): cell-cell adhesion
Cellular component (GO): cell-cell junction; plasma membrane
Molecular function (GO): cell adhesion molecule binding
Source: RefSeq, a predicted model, not a curated record